Callorhinus ursinus (northern fur seal) is the source of this 2237-nucleotide messenger RNA. RefSeq names its product DnaJ heat shock protein family (Hsp40) member C25 (gene DNAJC25). The record is from RefSeq and is a predicted model, not a curated record. Gene Ontology annotation, biological process: protein folding. Gene Ontology annotation, cellular component: endoplasmic reticulum membrane. Lineage: Eukaryota; Metazoa; Chordata; Mammalia; Carnivora; Otariidae.
CCGAGACCCGCUCACGGCGGAGUGCGGGAGAGCGGCCGGGGUGGUGGAACAGCGGCCGAGGCCGGGAUGGCAGCGCCGCUCGCUCGGCGCUGGGGAGCCGGCGUUGCCGGCCGGUGCUGGUUGGUGCUGAUGCCGCCCCUGCUGCUGGCGCUGCUGCUAGCGCGGUCCGCGGCGGCCCUGGUGGAGGGGCUCUACUGCGGCACGCGCGACUGCUACGAGGUGCUGGGGGUGAGCCGCACGGCGGGCAAGGCGGAGAUCGCGCGGGCCUACCGCCAGCUGGCCCGGCGCUACCACCCCGACCGCUACCGGCCUGAGCCUGGCGACGAGGGCCCCGGACGGACGCCGCAGAGCGCCGAAGAGGCCUUCCUGCUGGUGGCGACCGCCUACGAGACUCUUAAGGAUGAAGAAACACGAAAAGAUUAUGACUACAUGCUGGAUCACCCAGAAGAGUACUAUAGCCAUUACUACCACUACUACAGCAGGCGCUUAGCCCCUAAAGUGGAUGUUAGAGUUGUGAUUUUGGUCAGUGUAUGUGCUAUUUCAGUGUUUCAGUUUUUCAGCUGGUGGAACAGCUACGACAAGGCAAUCAGCUACCUAGCCACAGUGCCCAAAUACCGUAUCCAAGCCAUGGAGAUUGCCAAGCAGCAGGGGCUACUCAAAAAAGCCAAAGAGAAGGGCAGAAACAAAAAGUCCAAAGAGGAAAUUCGUGACGAGGAGGAGAAUAUCAUAAAAAACAUUAUAAAAAGUAAAAUAGAUAUAAAGGGAGGCUAUCAGAAACCCCAGAUAUGUGAUCUUCUCCUGUUUCAAAUUCUCUUAGCACCUUUUCACCUGUGCUCAUAUGUGGUCUGGUAUUGUCGAUGGAUCUAUAAUUUUAACAUCAAAGGCAAAGAAUAUGGGGAAGAAGAAAGACUAUAUAUCAUACGAAAAUCCAUGAAGAUGUCGAAAUCUCAGUUUGAUAGUCUAGAAGAUCAUCAGAAAGAAACUUUUCUUAAACGAGAGCUCUGGAUAAAGGAGAAUUAUGAGGUUUAUAAACAAGAACAAGAGGAAGAACUAAAGAAAAAAUUGGCAAAUGACCCCAGAUGGAAGAGAUACAGAAGAUGGAUGAAGAAUGAAGGGCCUGGACGGUUAACGUUUGUGGAUGAUUGAGGAUUGCUGAAUGCUACUAUGCUAAACCUUAAUUGUGAUAUUUUCAUAACUGAAUUAUUUUAGAAAUGUAUCAACUGCUCCUCAGCAGUACUUAAAACUCCUCAAAUAUGUGAUUAAACAGAAUAAUGUAGAAAUUUAAACUUCCCCUUAAAACUUUAUACAUAAGACAUUUAUGAUUGUUCAAUUUUUAUAACCUAUUUGUGGAUUUUGUUAAAUGAUCUGAAGAUUUACUUGUUGCCAUUUAAGAUUUUUAUAUGUUUAGUUAAAAGAUUUGACAUGAAAAUUUAUUAGAUACCAUUUAAAAUUUUUACGUGUUAAGUGUUUAUUCUUUACAAGUGCUUCCUUAUUCUUGGUUAUAGUGCUACAUUGUUCCGCUUCCAUGGCCUCUAAUAUUUUCACAAAACAUAAAAAAUUAUAACAGCAUUUAAUUACAUUGUGAGUGUCUUUAGACAUGAACUUCUUCAGCAAAAUGAUUUCAACUGUCAUGUCAUCUUCAUCACAGUCAUUCUAGGAUUGAAAUAUGUUCAAAAUACCUCUCUAGGAGAGUCUUCUGCCAGAAUAUGCUGAUACUAUUUUUCCCCCUGUCAUAAUAUUCUUAAUAAGAUCAGAAACUCUCCAAGAGAGUGAAUCAACCUUCAUGUCCUUGUAGGAUGAUCUUGAUUACAGUCAUUAUAAGACUAUAACUGUAUUUUCAAACAUUUUUUCCAGAAGACACCUUAAAAAGGUCUUUUGUACCAUAGUAUUGCUUUCCCAACCCCCUUCAGUUAAAAAAAAAAAAAUGACAGAGCAGAAAUAGCAUACUGAAAAGUUGUUCAUGUAUUACGAAGUCCUUGAGCCAUGGAAAAUCCAGCGUACGUGAGUGUAUUUACGUGCAUUUAAACCAGAAAGAGGAGGUGCAUGGCUGUGUGCUGUUCUUUCAAACAAUGAAAUAUAUGUUUUAUACAUGUGGAAGUGAAGUAAUUCACACAUAAAUUGACUGAAGCAAGUAUGAUACUGCAUCAAGGUAUCGAUACACAAUCAUGAUAGUGAAUCAGUACUCCUGUUAAAGGAUUUAUCUCAUUGCUUCAUAUUAAUAAAAUGGUUGCAAUAUA